This is a messenger RNA of Drosophila subobscura, 3044 nucleotides long. RefSeq lists its product as uncharacterized. Lineage: Eukaryota; Metazoa; Arthropoda; Insecta; Diptera; Drosophilidae. Bases 120 to 2888 code for a protein of 922 amino acids. The transcript is spliced from 5 exons. The record is from RefSeq and is a predicted model, not a curated record.
CAAAAAUGGCCGCUCGCUAGCAAUAGAAUAGAUUUUUUUGUACCAAAUCGCAGCACAUCGGGGAAUCAAAAAAUUAGAUAAACAAAUAAAUAGCUGCAGUCAGUGAAGAGGCCAUAGAAAUGAUGGCACAGAUGACGAGCGACAAAGUGGACGGAGACAAGGAGCCGUCCAAAUGCGAGGAGGCUGAACCAGGCGCACGCGUCAAGGAAGAAUCGCAGCCAAACACCGUAGCCACGGUGCAGCAGGAGGAGGAGGGGGAGAUAAAAAAUAAAACAGCGGGCUCUGAACUGCUCGCAGCGAAUGGUGGACUGAAGGUGGAGCAGGUGGCCUUGGAUGAGAUGAGUUCGCUGGAGCUGGAAAUAGCCGAAAUGCACAACACACAUCCCGCCGAACAGGCGCUGGAAAAUGUCAUCGAAAUUGCCUCCACCAGCAGCGGUGCGGAAAAUGGCAGUCCUGUUGUGGUGUGCGCAGACGAAGCUGCACCGCUGGGGGGAGAGGCGACAGCAGCACAGUUGGACAAGCCCAGCCAGGUGGAGACUAGCGAACCAGCGCUGGAGGAAGAGGAUUUGAUUGCACUGCUAAAAGGCACGGACGCGAAUGAGGAAAAGUCCGCCAUGGAGAAGACACUCUCCGAAUUGGACAACGUCGAUGUGGAGGUGACUAUCGUCGGGGAGGGCCAAUAUCCAACCUUGGAGGUCGACGAUGAUGAAGACAAUGUGCCGGCAGCAGCAGCCGCGAAGAGUGUUAAGUCCACUGUGUCCAGCAAAUUGCUCAGCAAAACAUCCUCCGCCUCGCCCUCGCCGUCGUACAAAACGAAGCUCUCGCCAGAGCAGGCACGCGCCGUGGCGCUGGAACAAAUUGCGGAUUUAAAAGCUCAGAAAUCGCGCCGCAAAGAGCCUGUGGCAGUGCCCGUGGCUGUGGUCAAGCCAAAGGAUAUUGUGAGCACGCUCAACGACGACUGGACCGACUGUGACUCUGACAGCGAGGCUCCCGCAGCUGCAGUUGUAACCAAAAAGCCGCCACUGCCGCCACAGCCAAAGACUGUCAAAGUGCCGCAAAACAAUAAGCAUUUGAUUCCCAAUCAGGUCAAAGUAGUCAUAAAAUCGGUUAGCGCCCGGACUCUGGCUAACUCCACGAAGCCCAAGGCUGCCACACCCACAGAGCGUGCGGUCAGCGAGGCGCCAGCAGGUGUCAAGCGCAAUCGUGUGCCGAAGAUCAUUUGGGAUCCGGAUGUGCCAGAGACACAGAAAUCGUUUGCCCAAUAUGCCAGCUCCAGGGGCACCGCAACGCCGCCACUGGCCACAGCAGCAGAUGGCGCUGGCCCCUCCACAUCCACAAAGACUGCGAAACCAAGCGGAGCUGCGGCCAGGAGUGUGCCCAAGAAGGAGACGCGUCCGGCCACAGUGGCGCUGAUGCGUGCAGCAACGCCGGAGAUUCGUGCACCAGCCAAGCGUCGCUGUCAAACGCCAAGCGCCGCGCUGAUGCGUGCAGCAACGCCAGAGGUGCGGACACCCGCCAAGCGUCGCUCGCAAACGCCCAACGCUGGCCUGGCCAACGGCGGCGCACAGAAAAAGAAGAAAGUGAGCGAAAUUGAUCGAUUGAUGGGGGAUGAGGGUGCAGCCAAUAUGAUCCAAGCCGUGGAGCAUGAGGCGCGUGAGCUGAGUGCCGGCGAAACUUUGAACAAGCCGCGUAUGCGCAAUCGGGCCAUGACCGUAACCGGACGGCCCCUGCAGCUGGCAUCGCCCAAGAAGGAGGCAGCCACUGCCACUGCACCGAAGAGCGGCAAACGCGCUGCUGCCGCUGAAGCCACAACUCCCGCCACUAAGACCAAGCCACUGGCCUCUGAGUCCUGGGACUACGUGUACAAGGGACGCGUCAAUGAAGACGACAUGAUCAUGCGACGACGCUCAAACAGCUCGUACUCCAGCAAUGCGUCAGUCAGUCGCCUCUCGCUGGAUAACAAAACGGAUGCGGAGGCGAAUGAUCCCACAUUUAAGUUCCUCAAGCCCGAGAACAAGGCGAACCAAAGAACAUCCACGGGAGGCGGCGAUGAGGCACGCACCACCCUGACCAAUGACAUGAAACGCAGUGCACAGCCCAAGACAAGCAACGAGCUGGUUGUGCUCCACAAGCUGGACAAGCUGGCGCAUCUGGUGAUCAAUGUGCAGCGCGGCAAAGCGGGUCACACCUACACCAGCCAGCUGCUGCAGAAACUCAACGAGCUGCUCGUCAGCGUGGCCAAGAACUCGCAGUACAACACGGUGCUGCUGACCGUGCAGGGUCCACACUACUGCCAAGGCAUAGACUGCCAGGAGCUGGUCUUAGGCUCCGCGGAGAAGCGCAAGAACAGCGCCAGUCAGCUAAUGCUGGCACUCAAAACAUAUCUACGCACGCUGGCCACAUUCCCGAAGCCGCUGGUCGCUGGCAUUGUUGGCAAUUUAAAGAAUCUGGGCGUCAUGCAAUUGCCGCUGCUCGACUAUGUCGUGGCCGCUGAUGAUUGCUGCUUUGAGACGAACUAUGCCAAGUUGGGGCAGCUGCCCGAGGGAUAUGCGCUCUUCCAUAAUCACCCAAAGGUGUCCACUCAAUUGCACUCACGUUUAUUUCUGCUGGGCGAACGCUUGCACGCUGCCGAUCUCUUGGGUCCACAGAGUUUCGUGGACAAGACUUGCCGCGCGCGCAGCGUAGUGGAGGAAGCGCUUGGCGUAGCCAAAUUAAUAUCCACAACAACAGCGGAGUCCUAUCGCACUCUAAAGAAGCUCAACCAUGCGGCCAUUAAUUCGACAAAUCUGCCCCGCAUGGAUGAGGAGCUCAAGUCCAUUGGAGAGCAAUGGGCCACUGCCAGUGUGCAGGGGCACUUGAAGCGUUACCUGAGCGACGUUAACGUGUAGAGCUACCAAAAAAGCACUGGUAGCAUCUGGCAUCACUUUAAAGUCCACCUUGUAGUUGAUCUAAAAUUGGAAAAGUAAUUUUAAAUUUUAAAUCCACCUUCAAAACUUACAAAAUACUGUACAAACAAACGUAACAUAAACAGAAUAUCUAAAAUA